This is a messenger RNA of Teleopsis dalmanni, 2476 nucleotides long. RefSeq lists its product as uncharacterized. Bases 378 to 2348 code for a protein of 656 amino acids. The record is from RefSeq and is a predicted model, not a curated record. The transcript is spliced from 2 exons. Gene Ontology annotation, molecular function: DNA binding; protein dimerization activity. Lineage: Eukaryota; Metazoa; Arthropoda; Insecta; Diptera; Diopsidae.
AUAUAUGCAUUUAGUGAAAGCCUUGUGCUGAUGUAUGUUAAAAAUAAUAAUAAAAAUGAAUGAUUUGUCACAGCAAGCAACGUCAACCCAAUUCAACAUGCAAGAAUGAUGUGUAAUACCCGCUUAAAAUGCACAUGCCAAAGCAAAAACGCAAAACAUUUUCAUUAGCUAUGCUCACGACUGUACACAACGUCAUAGUCGAAGCCAAGAGCAUUUAGUCAAUUAUUAACUGCGAGAUUCAAAGCAACUGUGCUGUCAGUCGAAGCAGUAGUUAAUGUUAAUUUUUACAGUGAACUGUUUUCUUGAACUUAUGUUUACUCGCAUAAACUGAAUUUGUUGUUUUGUUUUAAAUCUUUUGCGUUUUGUGACUUUUUAAAAUGGCUCCGCGACUUAAUAAAAAUUUAAUCCUUCAACAUUUUGAUAUAAGUAAUGAUAAUAUAUCAGUAGUUUGUAAAAUUUGCAAACAUUUGUUACAGAAAGACAGAACAUAUAAUUUAAAAACACAUUUAAGAAAAAUACACCAAUUAAGUAUGAAAGAAAUCGAAAAUUGCAGCUCAUAUGAUAGUGUAAUAGUGGAAACCAAAUCAACCCGAAGAAAAAAAAUAAAAAUCGAAAUGAGCAGAAAAAAAUUUUUUCGCAGCUACAUUGGUUUAGUAAUUGAAGAUGGUAUUCCAUUCAAUGUCCUCAAUUCGGAAAAUAUGCGAAACAUUAUUAACCCUAUUUGUCAUACAUUAAGCGAAAACUUAAAAAAAAAUUUUUGUUUGAACAGCACAAACUGUAAAAGUGUUUUGAAAUUAGUUGCUGAUAAUAUUAAAGAAAAUAUUAAAACAGAACUCCACCAACGACUGAUUUCUUUAAAACUUGACAGUGCCACAAGGCUGUCGCGCAAUCUGUUUGUUCUUAGCGCACAAUUUAUAAAAAACAACGAAAUUACGUCGACAAUUUUAGGAAUGGUGGAACUGAAGGAAGUGGCACCAAAUUCAUCUCGUAAUAUGGCAACGGAAAUUAUUAAUUUAUUGAGCAAAUACAAUGUAAAUCUUAAUCAAGUGGUAUCAAUUACAUCAGACAGUGGUGCAAGCAUGAUCAAAACGACAACGAUUUUAUCGCAUUGCAGCAGCUUUAACGAGUUCUACGAAGAAAACGAAGUUGAGGAAGCAAAUGAUGUGUAUUUAAAAAAUAUUGAACUUUUCGAAUAUACAAGUGACAUACAGUUCGGCGACAUUCAAAUUUGCCGUUGUGCUGCCCACACUGCUCAGCUCUGUGCACUGGAUGUUACUAAGAACCCUAACAUUAAAACUUACUUGAUGAAUUGCAGAAACUUAGUCAAGUUCAUCAAAAAAAAUUCUAACGACUAUAGUCAAAUUUUUGAACUGAGAAAUUUGGCUCUACCACAACUCGAUUGUCCUACACGGUGGGGAUCGACAUACAAUAUGAUAGAAAAAGUUUAUGCAGCCAAGGAAAUUUUGGGAAAUGUAGAGUCUGUACAAAACAAAUCACUUGAUGAAAAUUUUAAACUAACCGAUGAUUUUUGGGAUUUUGUGAACAGCUAUUGUACUGUGUUUGAACCAUUACAACGAACAAUUAUGAAAUUCCAAGAAGAACAUCUGCAUUAUGGAAAUUUUUUUGCACAGUGGCUGAAGUGCAAGAUUAUGAUCAGUAAAAUUGUAAAUAAAUUGGAUAAGAAUUCUCUUAUAUUUAAAAUUGGAACGGAUUUAUUAAAUAACAUAGAAACAAGAACUGCAAAGCUCCUAACAAACAAAAGCUUAAAUGCGUGUUUGUAUUUGGACCCGCGCUUUAGCCAUACAUUGAGUGUAGAAAAAAAAGACGAAGCUGUUAUAUUUUUAAAACGACUAUAUGAUAGAUUGAAAGCAUUGGACUCAGCUCUCCUGAAAGACAAGGAAAAUUCAGCCACAAAUUGCAUAAAAAUGGAAGACCCCUUGGAAUGUGCGGAUGAGAAAGUUACCCACGACGAUGAGGAUGAGUACCUUAAUGAGUACCUUUCCCACCACUUCGAAGCUCAAACUCAUGACAACAUGAACGUCUACACCAAAAUUGAAAAUUUGAAAUUACCUUUUCAACGUGUAGAUAUAAAUGUAUUGGACUUUUGGAAGGAAAGACAGUUUGCUGAUCCAGAAUUACACGCGCUUGCAAAGAUUUGUUUUGCAAUUCCACCAAGUCAGGUUACAAUCGAGCCUGCUUUUUCAUCACUGAAAUUGAUCUUAGCUGAUCAACAGAAUCGUGUUAAUCAUGAAACUUUGGAAAACAUACUGAUGGUUAAACUAAAUCCAUUGUUUUUGGACCAGGCAAUUGAUGAUAUGCCAUUGUUUGAAUCUGAUGAAUUUAAAUGAAGACAUGUAACAAUUUUUUUUCUAAAGUACAUAAAUAAAGAUAAUUAUUAAUUUACAUUAGCUAGAGAAUAUUUGAUUUAAUGAAUAAAAUGUGAAUAUAAAUGAUAGAAUUAAUCAAUAACUACAUA